UCUUGCUCCCUGGCAAUAGCUGAGCUCCCUGUGAUUGGGAGGGGGGGGAAGGCAUGGUGAUCACUGAACCCUGAAGGGAGCAGUUCAGAGGAGGAAGGGUGCUGAGGCCCAAGUAGCUCCCAAGCAAUCCAGACUGGAAAUCAAAUCUGGUUAGAUCACAGUUUAGAUCUGAGAGCUCAUUUGGCCACCAGAGAUCCUAAGGAGGCAAAGGAUGGACUAAUGCUUUCAGAUGCACAGCAGCAGCAUUUUAGCCACUUGAUUAGAAGAGUUUAAUCUGUUGGGAGACAGCCAAGAAAGCUAGCCACUGCCUUCCUGAUCUAUAGACCACCUAGGUUUGAUUCUGUCCCCAGCAGGAACCGACUGUCUCCUUCAUGGAGGAUGACAGUGAACAUGUGCAGAGCUGCUGGGCGUAUCUCCCUGAUGUCUGCCUCAGCCAUGUGUUCUGGUGGUUAGACGACAGGGACAGAUCCCAGGCUGCCUUAGUCUGUAAGAGAUGGAGUCAGGCCAUGUACUCGGGGUCUCUCUGGAGAACCAGAACCAUCACCUUCCGUGGGAUGCCUUCUAGGUUGCACACAGCAGAGCUUGAAUCUUCUCUGUGGUACGUCAAGAAAUUUGGCAAGUACUUGGAACACCUCGAGAUCAGGUUCCUGAAUCCUUACAAUGCUAUCUUGACGCGAAAAUUUCAAGUGACAAUGAAAGGGCUUCUCUCGCGCUUGGGCAAAUGUAACAGCCGACUGGUGUCCUUGAGUAUGCAGCACCUGGAGUUGGACCGAUUGGUCUGGAAAAUCAUAACCAGGAAUCAGUUUAUCAAGAACCUAAUACUUUUCCUGAAAAGAGUAGGCUCCCAUCUGGAUCAUCUCAGCUUGAAAGGAGCCAGGGUGACGUUGGAAGAAGGCUGUGAGCUUUUGAGCUCUUUGAGCUACUUGAAAAAUAAAAGCCUUGCCUCUGAAGUCAACAUAGAAAAUUUCUUCGAGCGUCACCUCGCUGUCUACAGAAGCCCCCUGUUUUAUGAAACCAUGUCCAAGUUCCGCAAUCUGGCCAUCCUGACCCUCAAUUACAACUGCAUUUCCGAUGAACUGCUGGACACGCUGUGUGAACAUAAUGCCCAUUCUCUCUGGACCCUAAAUAUAAAAUGCCAUAUCCAUGACCCUCAUAGGCAAAUAAUUUGGGGGGCAUCCUGGGCAAACCUAGGCAAGAGAGCCCCAAAACUCAGAGUGAACUUCUUCUUUGAAAGAGUCAUGAAGCAUGACAAGUUAGCCAGGAUCCUGUUAGCAGAGAUCCCUGUCAGGAGCAUCAAUCUACGCAGCUGUUAUUUCAGGGACCCGGACUGGACAAUGAGACCCACCCUAACCAAUCUCUUGCCAUCUUACAAGCACAUCCUACAGAAAUUAACCCUUGAAUUCAACAACAGCCAUGAAUUCCUGGAUGAGGAACUCCUGCAGCUCGUGUUGUCAUGCAGGAAGCUGUUCUUUCUGAAAAUCUGGGCCUUCCUCGAUAUCACGUUUGUAGAGAGGCUGCUGCAAAAUCAGGUGGAAGGCAAAUGCACCUUGCGUACGCUGAAGGUGAGGAUUUAUACAAGUCAGCACGAAACCAACCAAGAGGACCACAUGUUGAGAGAAAUUUACAUAAGAUACAAAGACCUGAUUAAUUCAGAGCUGAAUUAUUUUGUCAUCGCCUACCCGAUGAUGUGAGGACAGUGUGAUCCGUGAGGGGGAAAAAAAUAAAAAAUAAUUAAAAAAAAAAAAGUA
Molecule: messenger RNA, 1748 nt
Organism: Gavialis gangeticus (Gharial)
Lineage: Eukaryota; Metazoa; Chordata; Crocodylia; Gavialidae
Product: F-box only protein 39-like
Exons: 4
Coding region: 372-1691 (439 amino acids)
Molecular function (GO): protein binding
Source: RefSeq, a predicted model, not a curated record